Messenger RNA from Lucilia sericata (common green bottle fly), 2981 nucleotides. Its product is annotated as discoidin domain-containing receptor 2-like. The record is from RefSeq and is a predicted model, not a curated record. NCBI's taxonomy places the organism in Eukaryota, Metazoa, Arthropoda, Insecta, Diptera, Calliphoridae. Gene Ontology annotation, biological process: protein phosphorylation. Gene Ontology annotation, molecular function: ATP binding; protein tyrosine kinase activity.
CACAAUGUAAACAUCCUUUGGGUAUGGAAUCAGGAGCCAUAGCAGAUUUUCAAAUAACCGCCAGUACAGCACAUGAUAUGGGUAAUGUUGGCCCACAACAUGCCAGAUUGAAGGUCGAUAACAAUGGUGGUGCAUGGUGUCCAAAACACAUGGUAUCAAGAGGAUUAAAGGAAUAUUUACAAAUUGAUUUGUUGCAAGUUCAUGUGAUAACGGGCAUUCGGACACAAGGACGCUUUGGUAAGGGUCAGGGCCAAGAAUACACUGAAGCUUAUGUGGUGGAGUAUUGGCGUCCUGGUAUGGAAAAAUGGCGUCGUUGGAAGAAUAUACAGGGCAAGGAGAUAUUGCCCGGUAAUAUUAACACUUAUAGUGAAGUUGAAAAUGUUUUGCAACCCAUUAUUUUUGCCACAAAAAUACGCAUCUAUCCCUAUUCACAAUAUGAUCGUACGGUGUGUUUAAGAGCUGAAGUUGUAGGAUGUCCCUGGGAAGAGGGCAUUCUAUCGUACAGCAUACCAAAAGGCGUACAACGUGGCAUGGAAAUCGAUUUAUCUGAUAAAUCUUAUGAUGGUCAUGAAGAAGAUGAACGUUUUGUUGAAGGUUUAGGUCAAUUGGUUGAUGGUCAAAAGGGCAAAGAUAAUUUUCGUUUAGAUCAAGGUUUUGGGCAAGGUUACGAAUGGGUGGGUUGGCGCAACGAUACCGCCAAUUUGCAAGGACGUCCCGUCGAAAUUACUUUUGAAUUUGAUGGCGUGAGGAAUUUUAGUGCUGUGGUUAUCCACACCAAUAAUAUGUAUGCAAAAGAUGUACAGGUUUUCGUUCAUGCCAAAGUCUUUUUUAGCAUUGGUGGACGACAGUAUAUUGGUGAACCAGUACAAUUUUCUUAUAUGCCAGAUACGAUAUUGGAUCACGCUCGCGACGUGACAAUCAAAUUACAUCAUCGUUUGGGUAAAUAUCUACAAUUGCAUUUAUAUUUUGCGGCACGUUGGCUGAUGUUAAGUGAGAUUACAUUUAUAUCAGCUCCUGUAAUAGGAAACUUUACUGAUGAAGAGUUUAUGGGUCCCAGUGGUUCACAAGAUAAUUCUGAAUAUCUUCAAAGAGAUGAAGUAGCCAGAGUGCCCUUUAGCAGAGAUCGUAACAACUAUAUGCCAUCAGUAAUUGCACCAAAACCCAUCGACCAGGAACCGGAUUCAAGUUUCGUUGGCAUUUUAAUCACUGUCCUUACAACAAUUAUUUUACUUUUGGUUGCCAUAAUACUGGCGAUAAUUGCCCGUAAUAAACGUGGACAUGGCGGUAAUGUUUUGGAUGCCUUCCAACAUAAUUUUAAUCCUGACACAUUGGGUGGCGUUGACAAUAAACGUUUAAAUUGCAAUGGUAUGAAGGCCGUCACCAUGGAACCCGAUAGUGAGUCCAUAGACAAAUCAAGUUUAUAUCAUGAACCGUUUAAUGUCAACAUGUACACAAGUGCAGCUAGUGCUUGUUCCAUAAACGAUCUGCAACGACAACAUGUAUCACCAGAUUACACAGAUGUUCCAGAUAUUGUUUGUCAAGAUUAUGCUGUGCCGCACAUGCAAGAUUUGAUACCAACACAAAAAUCAAAUUCUUUAUAUAGUGGUGCUGGUAGUAUUUUAGGCAGUGGUAUCGGCGGUGGUGCCAGUUCAAAUUGUAGCAAUAGUAAUUACAAUGCAACAUUAACUACAAACCGCAACAAUACUCUUAACAAUAUGUUUCAUAUGAAGAUACCACCACCACCGCCACCACCAACUGCCUCAGCACCAACAUGCCUAACAUCGCAACAAACAACAACAUCAGCAGCAGUAAACACAACACUCUCAUCGUCGUCAUCAGGCUCAUCGGCGUCUUCAUCAUCACAUUAUGCACUACAUCAGCAUCAGAAUCACCAACAGCAACCGCAAACAUCACCAGCAUCAUCACAUUUCGUAGUAGGUGCUACUUCUGCAACACUACUACCACCACCACCGCCAGCACCAACGACAACAGCAGCAAUGUCCUCAGAGAAAUAUUAUGCUGCAAUGGCAAUUUGUAAAGCCAAUAUGGCGUCAACACUGGCUAACAGCAAUGGCAGUAGUAGCAAUAAUGCAGUACAAGAACAGCAACAGCAGCAAAAAAUUGUAAACACUCACUCAAACUCACAGACACAACAGCAACCCGUACAAGUAAAUACAGCAACAACAAUACCAACUGCCACCGGAACAUUGCCAAAUGGUAAAAGUGGUUUUCUACAAGGAAAUUCUCCAAAUACACAUACUCUACCUACAAAUAUCAGUCUAAAUUUUGAAUCAUCAACUUAUGGCAUUGGUGGUGGCAAUACAACGUUGUCAUCAGCAACUACUGGUGGUGGAGGUGCAACAGCAGGUGCUGGUACUAAUACCAGUUUAACAUUGACAAAACCACAUCAUUACAAUUUGACCGAAUUGAAUGAUUUCAUGAAUAAUGCAGAUGCUGCAGAUGAACUGGCCAAUUGUCAGUUGCAAGAAUUUCCAAGACAUUCUCUUGUUAUUGUGGAAAAAUUAGGCUGUGGUGUAUUUGGAGAAUAUCAUUUGUGCGAAACAAAGGGAUUGAGCACUAAUUUAGUAGCUGUUGCAACAUUACGACCCGGUGCACCCGAUCAUAUGCGUAAAGAAUUUCGCCUGAAAGCCAAACAAUUAUCGCGUCUAAAAGAUGCAAAUGUGGCGCCUUUGGUAGGCGCCUGUCUGCGUGAUGAACCCAUUUGUAUGGUCUUGGAUUACAGCAAUUGUCUGGGUGAUUUAAAUCAAUUUCUGCAAGAACAUAUAGCUGAAACUAAAGCGGCAGUACAACAACCAAACAUGAUGAAAUAUCAAACUUAUGGCUGCCUGGUAUAUAUCGCAACACAAAUUGCAUCGGGCAUGAAAUAUUUGGAACAAAUGAAUUUUGUUCAUAGAGAUUUAGCAACAAGGUAAGUUUGUAUUUCCUUUAAUGUUUUUUAUUUGAAAUACGUGUAUGAAGGA